This is a messenger RNA of Juglans regia (Persian walnut), 1665 nucleotides long. RefSeq names its product protein FAR1-RELATED SEQUENCE 5-like. Lineage: Eukaryota; Viridiplantae; Streptophyta; Magnoliopsida; Fagales; Juglandaceae. The record is from RefSeq and is a predicted model, not a curated record. The coding region runs from base 103 to 1665 and encodes 520 amino acids. The transcript has 5 exons.
CUUCGGCAUCAUCGUCUCACGGUGUGGGUCGUCGUCUUCCUCUUCACAGUACUCUACCGUGUUGGUCUUCGUCUUCUUCAUCUUCACCGUGUGCAUGUGAGCAUGGAAAAAGGGAAGGAAAACCCAUCUCUGUCAACACCAUGUAGCUCAAAUCCGUCAACUGCGGAAAUCCCAACAACUGCUCCAAACUUUCCAAAUUACAUGCACGGUUACGGACCAGGGCCUGCAUGGUCACCGGCUUUUAUCACAUAUCCAAAUGCAUACCAAUGUCCAAGCAACAUUGUUAUGAAUACUGGUUAUCCAUUUCAAUAUGGGAUGAGACCUCUGACUCCUCCCAUGGCUACAAGCUCCGGAACAACCGAAAGAAUCGAAGAGGAUACACCCGGGUGUAGGGAAACUGAAGCGCCAUGUUCCUCCUCUAUGGUUUAUGAACAAGGUGAAGAUGAUAGGCCAGAGUCAGGGGAAAGUGGUUAUGGCACUGCUGAGACACCUUCGUUAGACCGAAUGGAUGAGCCUGAUAUAAUUGAGGAGCCAAAAGCGGGGAUGGAGUUUGAUUCUGUUGAGGAAUUAAUGAGUUAUUAUAAACUAUAUGCGAAGAAAUGCGGGUUUGGAUCUAUGACUCAAAGGAGUGAAAGGGAUGACGAAGGGAGUGUCAGAUAUGUGACUAUUGGUUGUGCCCGUGGGGGGAAAGCGAGGAAUAGGACAAUGAAUGUCGCCAAACCACGACCGACAGGAAAGACUGACUGUAAGGCAAGGAUUAAUGCCUUAAAAGUUAGGGGAAAGAUGCAGUUGACCACAGUUAAUAAUACCCACAAUCACGGGCUGAGUCCACAGAAAUCUCGUUUCUUCCGGAGUAACCGCGAAGUUAGUGAGACUGUAAAAAGGGUAUUAGAUACGAACGACCUAGCUGGCAUUCGAAUGAACAAGAGUUUUGGAUCUCUUGUUGUGGGUGCGGGAGGAUUUGAGAACCUGCCAUUUUUGGAAAAAGAUUGUCGCAAUUACAUCGAUAAGGCAAGACAUCUACGACUUGGAGCAGGUGGUGCUGGAGCGCUUCGAGACUAUUUUUGUAGGAUGCAGUACAAGAACCCCGGAUUCUUUGCCUUGAUGGAUUUAGAUGAUGAUGGUAGGUUAAAGAAUGUCUUUUGGGCAGAUCCACGCAGUAGAGCAGCUUAUCAAGAUUUUGGUGACGUGAUAACAUUUGACACCACGUACUUGACAAACAGAUACGGGAUGCCCUUUGCACCCUUUGUUGGUGUAAACCAUCAUGGCCAGUCGAUUCUUUUGGGAGCAGGGUUAAUUUCUAGUGAGGACACAGAGACUUUUAUAUGGUUAUUUCAGACUUGGCUGCAGUGUAUGGAUGGUAUAGCCCCACCAGCUAUUAUUACUGACCAAGACAGAGCAAUGAAAAAUGCCAUAGCCAUUGUAUUUCCAGAAAGCCGACAUAGAUUUUGCCUCUGGCAUAUACUUAAAAAAGUCCCCGAGAAGCUUGGCUCUCAUCGUGCCUACAAAAGUGGCCUGAAAACUCAACUGAUGAAAUGUGUGUAUGACAGUCAAACUAUUGAAGAGUUUGAGAAAUGGUGGGAAGAGUUAAUUAGCACAUACAGUUUGCAAGAGAAUGUCUGGUUGCAAAGUUUGUACGCCGAGAGUAUUUUUGGGCUGGCAUGA